This is a messenger RNA of Cricetulus griseus (Chinese hamster), 1025 nucleotides long. The record is from RefSeq and is a predicted model, not a curated record. NCBI's taxonomy places the organism in Eukaryota, Metazoa, Chordata, Mammalia, Rodentia, Cricetidae.
AGCUCGCAGAAGGCGCUGCUGCUGGAACUGAAGGGGCUGCAGGAGGAACCGGUGGAGGGCUUCCGGGUGACGCUGGUGGACGAGGGCGACCUGUACAACUGGGAGGUGGCCAUCUUCGGGCCCCCCAACACCUACUACGAGGGAGGCUACUUCAAGGCUCGCCUCAAGUUCCCCAUCGACUACCCAUAUUCCCCACCAGCCUUCCGGUUCCUCACCAAGAUGUGGCACCCAAACAUCUAUGAGACAGGGGACGUGUGCAUCUCCAUCCUCCAUCCCCCAGUUGACGACCCACAGAGUGGGGAGCUGCCCUCAGAGCGGUGGAACCCCACGCAGAAUGUCAGGGUCUGUAGGGAGCUGAGCUUGCACUCACGGCCCCACAGGACCAUCCUCCUGAGUGUGAUCUCCCUGCUGAAUGAGCCCAACACCUUCUCGCCCGCCAAUGUGGACGCCUCAGUGAUGUACAGAAAGUGGAAGGAGAGCAAGGGGAAGGACCGCGAGUACACAGACAUCAUCCGGAAGCAGGUCCUGGGGACCAAGGUGGACGCAGAGCGUGAUGGCGUGAAGGUGCCCACCACGCUGGCUGAGUACUGUGUGAAGACCAAGGCGCCGGCGCCCGACGAGGGCUCAGACCUCUUCUACGAUGACUACUAUGAGGACGGCGAAGUGGAGGAGGCCGACAGCUGCUUUGGGGACGAAGAGGACGACUCUGGCACCGAGGAGUCCUGACCCGCGUCCCUGAAAUAAACUUACAAAUUUUACCUCAGCAGGACCCGUGUGGGACUCAGGCGAUAGAAUCCCUCACUGAGGUUCCAUGUGGGCUCCCGUCCCGUGACCCUUAGGUCCUCUUACCCCGUGGUGCCUGACAGACACCCCACUCAGCUCACAGAUGGUGACAAGCCUGGGAGGCUGGGGACCGCCUGGUGGGGAGGCAGAGACUCCAUCCCAGACCUAGCAGGGCCAGCCCCACAGUCACCUCCUCUCUGCUUUGGUGUGUGUGAAAUCCAAAUAAAAUGGCUUUCUGAGAA